UCAGGGGGACCCAUUCCAGCCUCUACCAGCCCCUGACAACUAAUCAAGCUCCCUCUAAAGGCUCCUAUGGAAUAUUCUAGGGCCAGGUAGAUACCACCUCACCUCUCGCUCAGGUGAGAGCUGGUAGCUCCUCCCUGUUAAAUGCGCAUCUCAAUGCGCUUUCUCCAAGUGAGUUUUGCAAUAAAAGAGCUGUCACUGUGAACAGGUGGGACAGGAGUGAGAGCUCCUUCACUUGCUUCUGUUGCUGCUGCUGGCUCAGGGACAGGAGACAAGACAGGUAGCUGACGAGAUUUACCUGAGACCUCAGGACCAGAACCAUGCGCUGUGCCAUCCAGAAGGCAGAAGUGCUGGACGGGGCCCACCUGAUGCAGAUUCUCUGGCAAGAUGGCACAGAAUCCUUCUACCCCGCCGUGUGGCUCAGAGACAACUGCCAGUGCCCCGGCUGCUACCUGGACUCCGCAAAGGCACGGAAGUUUCUGGUGGAAUCUCUUGAUGUGAACAUUGGUAUUAAAGACUUGUCGUUUGACAGAAAAAGGGUUCUUAUCACCUGGCCAAACGAACAUUACAGUGAAUUUGAAGCUGACUGGCUGAAGAAGAGAUGCUUUUCGCAGCAGGCCAGAGAGAAACUCCAAAGAGAAUUGUUUGUCCCAGAAUGUCAGUUCUGGGACUCAGAACUCCAGCUACCUACUCUGGAUUUUGAAGAUGUUUUAAAAAGUGAUGAACAUGCGUACAAGUGGCUCUCCAACCUCAAGAAAGUGGGCAUAGUACGACUCACAGGAGCAUCCAACAAACAAGGAGAAAUUUUCAAACUUGGGAAAAGGAUUGGUUUCCUUUAUCUCACCUUUUAUGGACAUACUUGGCAGGUGCAAGACAAAAUCGACGCAAAUAAUGUGGCUUAUACAACCGGGAAACUAAGCUUUCACACGGACUACCCAGCCCUCCGUCACCCACCUGGGGUGCAGUUUCUGCACUGCAUAAAACAAACAGUCACCGGGGGUGAUUCGGAAAUUGUAGAUGGAUUUAAUAUAUGCCGAAAGCUCAAGGAAAAAAAUCCUUGGGCAUUCCAGAUUUUGUCUUCCACCUUCGUGGACUUCACAGACAUUGGAGUUGAUUACUGCGACUUCUCUGUACAAUCCAAACACAAAAUUAUAGAAUUGGAUGAUAAAGGCCAAGUGGUUCGCAUCAACUUCAAUAAUGCGACAAGAGACACAAUAUUUGAUGUGCCUGUUGAGAAGGUUCAACCUUUCUAUGCUGCUCUGAAGGAGUUUGUGGACCUCAUGAACUGUAAAGAAUCCAAGUUCACUUUCAAGAUGAAUCCAGGUGACGUGAUUACUUUUGACAACUGGCGCUUGCUUCAUGGCCGACGUAGCUACGAAGCAGGAACCGAGAUAACCCGCCACCUAGAAGGAGCUUACGCCGACUGGGACGUGGUAAUGUCGAGGCUGCGCAUCUUACGGCAGCGUGUCCAGAACAGAAACUGAACCUCCCGUCUGUAGUUUCAGUAAGAUUCCAGUGAGUGUAUUUUGUUGGAUAUGCUAAGGAUAUAUGUCUUCACAGACCAAGAUCCACGUCAUUUACAUAUUAAUUUCUUUCACAUUGAAUGUGUCACCUUUCUGACAAGAGUUUUCUUUUCUUUGUAAUCAUCUCUAAUGCCAACUCUUUGGAUGUUUGUAGCCGUGUUCUCUCUUUUCCAAACAGAGCCUCCCUUCUGUUCUAGUGCAUGUAGGACCUAAUUUCUUUUGCCCAUAAAUGAGUCUCCAGAAUGCCUACAGAUAGUUUUGUAUCAAAUAAAACCUUUCUUCAAAUAAUGCCUUUUUUAAAAAGAAAGCUUUCGUUUCAAAUAAAGCUUG
This is a messenger RNA of Miniopterus natalensis, 1850 nucleotides long. It is a transcript of the gene BBOX1, whose product is annotated as gamma-butyrobetaine hydroxylase 1. Gene Ontology annotation, cellular component: mitochondrion. NCBI's taxonomy places the organism in Eukaryota, Metazoa, Chordata, Mammalia, Chiroptera, Miniopteridae. Gene Ontology annotation, biological process: carnitine biosynthetic process. The record is from RefSeq and is a predicted model, not a curated record. Gene Ontology annotation, molecular function: gamma-butyrobetaine dioxygenase activity; iron ion binding.